Ilex paraguariensis (yerba mate) is the source of this 2152-nucleotide messenger RNA. The record is from the annotation of a GenBank genome assembly. Lineage: Eukaryota; Viridiplantae; Streptophyta; Magnoliopsida; Aquifoliales; Aquifoliaceae.
AUGUGUGAACCCCUACCGAGCCUCACUUUUUGUGUUGAAGGUGCUUGCCUUAAAAUGGAGCUUUAUAGUAACAACAUAAGUGGACCAAUUCCUAGUGAUCUUGGGAAUCUUACAAACCUGGUGAGCUUAGAUCUGUACUUGAACAGAUUCAGUGGUCCAAUACCAGACACAUUGGGCAGGCUGACGAAGCUGCGAUUCCUUCGGCUUAACAACAACAGCCUCUCUGGUACAAUUUCUCUGUCCUUGACUAAUCUUUCGGCUCUUCAGGUCCUGGAUUUAUCAAACAAUCGAUUAUCAGGACCAGUUCCAGACAAUGGAUCAUUUUCAUUGUUCACUCCUAUCAGUUUUGCUAAUAACUUGAACUUAUGUGGGCCGGUCACUGGGAAACCCUGUCCCGGAUCUCCUCCAUUUUCGCCACCUCCGCCAUUUGUUCCACCAUCAACAAUUGCAUCACCAGGAGGAAACACUGCAACUGGAGCAAUUGCUGGAGGAGUAGCUGCUGGUGCUGCUUUACUGUUUGCUGCCCCAGCACUUGGGUUUGCAUGGUGGCGCCGAAGGAAACCUCAGGAAUAUUUCUUUGAUGUUCCUGCUGAAGAGGAUCCGGAAGUUCACUUGGGACAGCUUAAGAGGUUUUCUUUGCGAGAAUUACAAGUUGCCACGGAUAGUUUUAGCAACAAAAACAUACUUGGUAGGGGUGGAUUUGGUAAGGUGUACAAGGGACGCCUAGCUGAUGGUUCUUUAGUAGCAGUCAAAAGGCUUAAAGAAGAGCGCACUCCGGGUGGGGAGUUGCAGUUUCAAACUGAAGUAGAAAUGAUUAGUAUGGCUGUGCAUCGGAAUCUUUUGCGACUGCGUGGUUUUUGCAUGACACCGACUGAACGGCUACUUGUUUAUCCAUACAUGGCUAAUGGAAGUGUUGCAUCAUGUUUAAGAGAACGUCCACCAUCGGAACCACCACUUGAUUGGCCAGCUAGAAAGAGAAUUGCAUUGGGAUCUGCAAGAGGGCUUUCUUAUUUGCAUGACCACUGUGACCCUAAGAUUAUUCACCGUGAUGUGAAGGCAGCAAACAUCUUGUUGGAUGAAGAGUGUGAGGCUGUGGUUGGUGACUUUGGGUUGGCUAAACUUAUGGACUACAAGGAUACACAUGUUACAACUGCUGUACGUGGCACCAUCGGGCACAUAGCCCCUGAGUAUCUCUCCACAGGGAAGUCAUCAGAGAAGACUGAUGUCUUCGGGUAUGGUAUUAUGCUCUUAGAGCUAAUAACUGGACAGAGGGCUUUUGAUCUAGCUCGGCUUGCAAAUGAUGACGAUGUUAUGCUGCUAGAUUGGGUUAAAGGCCUUUUGAAAGAGAAGAAGUUGGAUAUGCUGGUUGAUCCUGAUUUGCAAACCAAUUAUGUUGAAGCUGAAGUGGAGCAGCUAAUCCAAGUAGCACUGCUCUGCACACAAGGCUCCCCGAUGGAUCGGCCUAAGAUGUCCGAGGUUGUAAGGAUGCUUGAAGGCGAUGGUUUGGCGGAAAAAUGGGAUGAGUGGCAGAAGGUGGAGUUCAUCCGCAAAGAGAUUGAAUUGGCCCCACCUCGGAAUUCUGAAUGGCUUCUUGACUCCACUGACAAUCUCCAUGCCAUUGAAUUGUCUGGUCCGAGAUAACGUUAAUUACAAGUAGAGAAUGAAAUUAUUUUCUGUUUCUUUUUUUUUUAAAUCUUGUUUUGCUAGCCUUUUAUUCUCCUGUAAGUCCAUUGUGUAUCCAAUAGUAUUUGUUGCAAUCUGUGCAUAUGAAUCUCACUGAUGAUCCCAUGUCCUGGACUCUGUGCCGCUAGCAGUUUCUGACCUUUCUGUGUGGCACAAGGACCAAGAGCCCAGGAGAAGCAUACAUGUUACUAUAUGUAAUUCUCAGGUUCUGUUUAAAUUGUAAUCUGAGCAAAGAUGUAUUGUCGUAGGAUAAAGAUGUAUGAUCAGAGGGGUUUCUGUCAUUUUAGUGAUUUUCUUUCCUGGACAUUUCACUCCAUGCAAACAUUGGAAUUAGUUUUCUGAUAGUGUCAAGGUGCAUGUAAAAUUAAUACAAUACACCUCUGGCUAUUCUUGCUUCAUGCUUUUACGUUUGUCGAUUAUGUCGUUAGGGGUUCUCUCUGAUUGCUUAAGAUUUUCAAGGAUAUCGUUG